AUGAUCGCAUUCGAAGUGGAGCGAAAAUCUUUCGAGAAGGAAAAAGAGUUUUUAAGAAAUCAGAUGACAGCAGAAGAGAAAAAAAUUCAAGAUCUGAAACAAUCACAGCUGAACGAGCACGCAAAAUUGCUGAAAGAGCUUGAAGAUGAGCGCUUAAAGCUACAAGAAGAAAAAGCCCGUGUGGAAAUUGCAAAGACAUUACAAUCGAGACAUUCUGACGACUCAGGACUUUCUCGAGCUGAAAUUGAUGCUGCUGUCAAAUACGCUGAAGAAGCUGCAAGUGAAUCAGAGAAACAACGACAACGUUUCAUUGAAAUGCAACGACUCUAUGAGAUUAAACGACAUGAAUUGAUGGACCAAGAAAAUUCCCUUCGAGUCAAACAAUCUGAGUUGGAAAAUUCAAUUUUCAAGAUGAAACAGAGAGAAAAGCAAGCUGAACAAUCCGUGAAGCAAACAAAGAAAACCGAACUUAUGUUGAUGGCAAAAUAUCAGUCGUUGCAAAAGUAUACAAUGGAAUUAUCGGAACGUGAAACGAAAAUUGCUAAAGAACGUCUGGAUGUGAAUCAGGAAAAGUUGGAUUUGCAAUCACAACGGAGGAAACUUUUUGAGACUCGAUGUAGUUUGUGUAAAAUUGGCGAAAAAGCGGACGAAUUGAAGGGAAUAAUCUUGAAGAAUCCAACGGAUUUCGAUGAUAUCAACAGUGCCAAUAACGAGAAGUUGAAUUUGGAAAACUUUAGCUCAACAUCAGAAAACUUUGAGACACUUUUUAAUCAAGAGUUACAGUUUUUGCCCGGAGUUGAUUUGGAAAAUGUGCCAAACAUAGCCGACAUGAGUGACGACUACCUUGAUUCAGACCUGCUUAUGCUGAAGUUUGACAUUUUAAAUUCAAACCGCAAUAAAUGA
Clunio marinus is the source of this 903-nucleotide messenger RNA. The record is from the annotation of a GenBank genome assembly. NCBI's taxonomy places the organism in Eukaryota, Metazoa, Arthropoda, Insecta, Diptera, Chironomidae.